AUGUCCCCGCAACAGCAGCGGCCUCAUGCAAACUGGCAAGAAGCCAGAGCUGGGUUUCCAGUACAGGGGAAAGCGCCUCGCCGUUCAGAUCAGAUUGGGUCCGAUAAAAGCCUGAUGCUCAGGGUUGGCUCAUUCUCAUGGAGCAUACCUCCGGAGCCGAGCAGACGGCUCCCACCUGGGUCCCUCAUAAGCAACGGCAAUGGUGGAUGGGUCACGGCAAUGGAUGGGCAAGGCAAUGGAUGGGCCAUGUCUGGUAGUUCUACAAUGAGGUCAGAGCAUCUGACCUGCAUCAUUGCAGUCAACGACAGCUCGAAUCAGGGCCGAUGUUGGGAGGCGCCAGCUCGAAUACCGGUGCCCAUUGCGGAUGCGGAUGCGGAUGAUUGUUGUUAUCUCUCCCCUUGCCAGCUCGUACAGUAUGGUUGUCGUCACAAUGUGCAGAGUAGGGAGGUACGAAGGUACAGUAUGGUACGGGAGUCGUUCGUCUCGGAGCUGCGGGCUGCAGGGGGAGCUCCCAGCCCCUCUCUCAGAUAG
Molecule: messenger RNA, 531 nt
Organism: Hyaloscypha bicolor E
Lineage: Eukaryota; Fungi; Ascomycota; Leotiomycetes; Helotiales; Hyaloscyphaceae
Exons: 3
Coding region: 1-531 (176 amino acids)
Source: RefSeq, a predicted model, not a curated record